UUUCCCGUGUCCCGUGCCAGCACGGGAUCGGACCAAUAUCCACACUCAUUAUCAAAACCUUAGCUUAGUUACGACUACGGUUUAGUGUUUUAUUAAACGUGAUGGAUGUAUUCAUGGGGAAUAAGUUUUUUUGUGAAGCGUGUUCAGAGUUUACCUCGUCAGGCGUAUAUAGAAGAUCUACCUGAAAACAGGCGGUUGUCGCCAGAAACUCAUAAAAUGGCUGUAAACGUUAUGGACUUAAAGUGUUCUAAGAAACAUCUGCAAAAUAAAAUUAUGCUUGAAAAAAAUGUUAAAAUUCGGAUAAAAGAUUUAUCAAAUAUUCAAAUGAAAAAUAAAGAUUUAGCGACUAACGACUUACACGCCGUAGAAAAAAUAUUAAAAUCUAAGGGUGCUGAUGUUCAUAUUUUUCACAAAAAUAAACAGUAUCAAGGAAUUUACUUUUCAACUCAUAGUAUGAGAUCUUUUUUCCGAGCGUGGCCCGAGGUCGUCUUUUUGGACGGGACUUAUAAACUUUUUAACACUAAUUUAUCUUUGAUGCUCUUGCUUGUUGAAGAUUCGGACGACUUAAGCGAAAUAGCUGGUGUGGCUUUAUUGGCUCAUGAAGAUUAUCUAUCAAUGAAAUGGUUUCUUGAGACCUUUAAAAAUGAAAACCGAAAAGCAUGCAGUAGAAUCAAUUGUUUUAUGACCGAUAAACAUCUUGUUGAACGUAAAGUUUUGAAGGAAUUAUUUCCUAAUGCUUGAACUGAAGAAUAUUAUGAUCAUUAUAAUAAAUUAUUAACAAUGGCACCUAAGCAAGUUGUAGAUUAUUUCAACUCCAAUUGGCACAAUAACCGAGAAGAAUGGUGUACUUACUAUAUGCGAGGGAACCUGGGUAACUACACAAACAAUCGAUUAGAAUCGAUUGAUGGCAAAAUUAAAGAUAUGGUAGGCCAAAAUAACUAUUUGAGCAAUUUUAUAGGAGAUUUUUUUCUAUGGAUAUCGAUUGUUAAUCGUGAAAAUGACUUUAAAGCAUCCCAAAACUUUAUUAAGAAACAGCUAUGUGUAAAUAAUUAUACUGAGUGGGAACAACAGUAUUCUAAUUAUUUAACAUUAACAGCUUUCAAAU
This is a messenger RNA of Microplitis mediator, 1105 nucleotides long. RefSeq lists its product as uncharacterized. The record is from RefSeq and is a predicted model, not a curated record. Lineage: Eukaryota; Metazoa; Arthropoda; Insecta; Hymenoptera; Braconidae. The transcript is spliced from 3 exons. The coding region runs from base 106 to 741 and encodes 211 amino acids.